AGCAAGAGAACAACUCUGUCAUCCUGUGCUGACACAGACAGAAAGCUCCUGCCCUGAUCGUUCACUCACACAUACUUUUACAACACACAACUCCUCAACUUCCUAAGGACCAGCCUGCUUCUCUCCACAAACUCAGACAACACAGAGAACACCUUCUCCGCAAGGAUUACACUCCUUUUCCUCUCCUUUUUCCUCCACGUUCCAGGGGACACUUGGACUUUUUCCUCCAACUUCAGCACUAGUCUCCUCAGUGCUGCGUCUCCGUCCAGCUCUCUCCUAGAGGACCAGAUCCACACUCUCACCCUGCGACCGGGAGAACCAUUUCAAGACUCCUGGCAGACAGAGGAACCUAGACUUCAAAGUUUGGAGCAUCUGUUCUUUUCUUUUUUUCUCCAGACAGUAUUUUUUUCUCCCUGCUCUCUGUCUCCUCUCGUGGUUUCAGCCAACUAACUAACUAACUGUAGCUCUCCAGGAUGUCAGCGUUGCUGCUGUGUGGGAUGUUGCUGCUGGGUUUCCUCCAGGGCUGCUCCACCUCCCUCCCUGCCUCCGGCACCUCUUCGGCAGGCACGUUUCUGGCCGAGACCCCCUCCCAGCUCCAGCCCCAGGGUCAGGGUGUGGAGGAAGAGGGGGCGCUCUGCCCAUCCUGUGCCCUGGCCCACCUGAGGACUCUCCAGCAGGGUCAGGGAGGAGCGGAGCAGCGGGGGGAGGAGAAGGUGGAGGAGGAGGGGGCAGCCCAACCUGAGGUGGUGGAAGCGGUAAAACGCCACAUCCUGAACAUGCUGCACCUGCAAGCUCGACCCAACAUCACGCACCCGGUGCCGCGCGCAGCCCUGCUCAACGCCAUACGCAAGCUGCACGUGGGCCGCGUGGGCGAGGACGGGAGCGUGCAGAUCGAGGACGAGGGACUCGGACGCUCGGACGCCAGCGAGUCCGCGGAACAGACAGAGAUCAUCACGUUCGCCGAGGCUGGUGAUUCUCCGGGUGUGGUGAACUUUGCCGUCUCCAAGGAGGGAGGCAGCGAGCUCUCAUUGGUGGAGCAGGCUAACGUGUGGCUCUUUCUGAGGCUGGCCAAUAAGAACUCCCGUAGCCGAGCCAAGGUCACCAUCCAUAUUCUGCAGCAGGUCCGCCUCCCCGGAGACACCGCAGCCACCAUGACGGAGGUUCCGCUAGCUGAGAAGCUGGUUGAUACGCGGCGCAGUGGCUGGCACACUUUCCCUGUGUCCAAAACUGUGCAGGCGCUCCUGGAUGCAGGCGGAGCAGGGGGGGACGUUGCCUCCGGAGGAACCCUCAGCCUCCGCGUUUCCUGUCCGCUCUGUGCCGAGGCCGGGGCCACGCCCAUCCUGAUGUCAGCAUCGGCCAAUGGGAACUCGGAGCGCGGCCAGCAGCGAGAGCAGUCUCACCGGCCCUUCCUCAUGGCGGUGGUGCGUCCGGCGGACGGCGGCGAGCCCCGGAGGAGACGGAAGCGUGGGCUGGAGUGUGACGGGAAGGUCCGAGUCUGCUGCAAGCGCCAGUUCUACGUCAACUUCAAAGACAUCGGCUGGAACGACUGGAUCAUAGCCCCACCCGGUUACCACGCCAACUACUGCGAAGGCGACUGCCCGGGUCACGUGGCGAGCAUCACGGGCUCCUCCCUCUCCUUCCACUCCACGGUGAUAAACCACUACCGCAUGCGAGGCUACAGCCCCUUCCAGAACCUCAAGUCGUGCUGCGUCCCCACAAGGCUACGCGCCAUGUCCAUGCUCUACUACAACGAGGAGCAGAAGAUCGUCAAGAAGGACAUCCAGAACAUGAUCGUAGAGGAGUGCGGCUGCUCGUAGAGGACGAGGAGGAGAGAGAGAUGGAGGGAUGGAGGAAUGGAGGAUGGAUGGAUGGAGGGAUGAGACUCUUGAUCGAGUGUGGCUGCUUCAGAAGCCUGGAAAGAGAGGUUGAAGGAUGGAGAGAUGGAGGGAUGGAGAGGUGGAUGGAGGGAUGGAGAGAUGGCGGGAUGAGAUGAACUUCAAAACUCAAAGUCCGAAUCUGAAAGAACAGAAGAGGGAAAGAGCAGGAAGGAGAGAGCACCUGGGAGAACGAACGCAUGACUUUGCUGUCUUUCUCUCUUUAUCUCUCUCUCCAUCUCUCCCUCCAUCUUUCUGCCUCUCUCUCUCCAGAGCGCCAGCAAGGCACAGCUCCAGAACUCAGAGUUACCAUCUCUGUGGCACUUUCAGAAUAAAGAAAAAAAAAGAAUCUAUAAUAUAUAUUUUUGUUACAAAUGGAGAGAGAGAGGUUGAGGGGAUAUUUAUGGCGGGCUCUCCACUCAUGCACUGUAUCUCCCUCACAGGACUAUGAUCAUGAGGUUCCUGACAAAUCUCAAAACUAUGCAACUUAUCAAGUAUUAUUCUGGUUUAUUUUCCUUUUAUACUGUAUGUUUCCUUUCUCAAUUGUUUACUUUUUUUCUUUCUUUUUUAAAAAAAAAAAAGGAGGAAGACCUUUUUGAUACUUAUUUUGGAAGUAUGUUAAGUGUGUAUUUUUGUGUGUGUGAGUGUUUGUGUGUGUGUUUAUCUAUAUAUGUCUGUACCUGUGUGUGAGUUCAUCCAAGUGUGUGUGUGUGUUGUUGAGAGAUACUUGAAAGAAACGAGUUGGACCAGCUGCUGGAACCAAACAUGUCUCUACAUAUAAUUAUCCUUAUUUUGUAUUAUUAAUAAUAUUAUUUUUCUUUUCGGAUACUUUUGUUAAUAAUAAUAAUAAUAAUAAUAAUAAUAAUGUUUUGUUUAAAGAAGAAAAUAAAUGUUGGUAUGUUUUCUGUUUGCACUAUAUCCCAACAUUCUGUCUGGCCCAGUCACCAAUAUCGAAAAGGUACUCUUAAAAAAUGAAAGGUUAAAAAAGCACUUAGUCUAUUGAGCAUGAGAGCUGUUGCCAGAGAAAAGACAAAGACAAGAUGAAGGAGACAGAAAGAGAGUGAGGGGGGGAUACAAUUACUGUUUAUGGACUACAGGAUCUUAAUGUUGUUUCUGACACCAAAGAGUCUGUUUGUGUGUUGUUCAUGUCUGUCAUCUUAGCAGCAUUAUCAUCGUUAGCUUAACAACCUCCCCUGUGUUGAGACUCAGACUCCCACAAUGCUUUUCUAACCUGUGCUUAUCUCAAUGCUGUGUUUGUAAGAGAGUGGCUUAUUGUUGUAAUUGAAAAAAGAAGCACUUAGGCCUCCACAGGUCAAUGUUGUCGUGUUUUGGGAGACAUGUUUGUCCCUUGUUGCAUAUGGAAGUUGUGAGUGUGUGUUUGGACAUAUUUAGAUGUAUCAAACCUGUCAAAAGCAUUUUUUUAUGACUUUUCUCACCAAAAAUGUAAAAGUCCCUUCUCACCUAGAUGAAGUCAUGGGGGCCGUGUUUGAAUCGUCUCGCUGUGCCUCCUUCAUUUCCUUCUCCUGUCCCUUAAAGAACCACUGACCGAGAUGGACUCUAAUUGAAUGAAGGAAAGAAGGAAGGACAUUUAAAGUGUGGAAACACACCCUCCUGGAGGAAUUGUCUCUUGGUAGAACAGAUCUUGGAGGAGACACUUUCAACUGUGUUGACACUCAUUCGUAUCAUAAUUUUGUCAAAGCUGUACGGUGUGACGUGAACAUGGAAAUGACAUAACAAAAUGUAAAAACAAAAGUAAAAAAAAAAACAUUUAAACCAUGAGCGAAAAAAGAAAAAAAGUUAGUAUUUGUUAUCAUUUCGUUUUUAUCAAGAGAAAAGAAUUGACACUGAAACAAGUGGACAAAGAAUAAAAAGUAUAUUUUUUAUUCUGUAUAUAUGGAAAUCCAGAUACCAAUAUGUUGCAUAGCUUUGUUGUACAAAUCAAAUUGUGCUUGUGGCUAAGUUUUUUAAUCUAAUUUAUUUUACAGUAUUUUUGUUUUGCUUCACCAUUAAAGAUGUACACUA
Messenger RNA from Hypomesus transpacificus, 3896 nucleotides. It is a transcript of the gene inhbaa, whose product is annotated as inhibin subunit beta Aa. Bases 474 to 1817 code for a protein of 447 amino acids. The transcript is spliced from 2 exons. Gene Ontology annotation, cellular component: extracellular region. Gene Ontology annotation, molecular function: growth factor activity; cytokine activity. The record is from RefSeq and is a predicted model, not a curated record. Gene Ontology annotation, biological process: BMP signaling pathway; SMAD protein signal transduction. Lineage: Eukaryota; Metazoa; Chordata; Actinopteri; Osmeriformes; Osmeridae.